GGGUGCCCAAGUCCCAGAGGUUCUUCCGGCGGAGGCGCGGGGCCCGGGCCGAACUCGGCAGCGAAGCGCCCCCACAGCCGCCGCCGCCGCUGCCGCUCCCGCGCGCGGCCUGAGGAGGCGCCGCUCGCCCGCCGCCGCCGAGUGAGGGAAUGCGAGCCGGGCCCGGCGCGCGCGGGCAGCAGCAGCGGCCGCUGGGGCGCGCGGGGCACGGCGGCGCCGCGGCGUAGAGCUGUCCAACCGGCCCGCUCGCGCCCCGCCGGCCCGCCGCUUCCUCACAGCUACGGCCGCCGCCCCGAGAGCAGCCGGGGGCGCCAGAGCCGCGGCGCCGGCACGUGUGUCGCCCGCCGACGGCCCGGAGCAUGCCCGCUGGUGCCCAGCCGCUCGCGCGGGGCCAGCCGGCCGCUGAGGCGCGCGGGGCCGCGGGGCGCAGCCGGCCUGGCCGGGGCCGCAGGGCCAGCGCACCCCGGGAGGCGGCGUGAGGCAGUGGCGGCGGCCCAGCCCGCGGCGGAAGAGGACGGAGCCCGCGGCCCUACCGAGCGGGGGAUGCUGGCCCGUGGGUCCCGGUUCCCAGCACACGGCUGAGCCUUGUGACCUGUCCCUCCUCCUGCGACAGGGAUGCUGACGGAGCUGCUCACAGCUGCAGGGGUCCCUGGUGAAUCUUGCCAUGGUCAUCUAAGGAACCUCUCCUAGAAAGAAGCUCCCCCCUCGCAGUUCCCCACCGACAGGAAGGCCUGGACUCCCAAGAUGAUUAUAAAGGAGUACCGGAUCCCCCUGCCGAUGACCGUGGAGGAGUACCGCAUUGCCCAGCUGUACAUGAUACAGAAGAAAAGCCGCAAUGAGACGUACGGCGAAGGCAGCGGCGUGGAGAUCCUGGAGAACCGGCCGUACACGGAUGGCCCCGGCGGCUCCGGGCAGUACACGCACAAGGUGUACCAUGUGGGCAUGCACAUCCCCGGCUGGUUCCGCUCCAUCCUGCCCAAGGCAGCAUUGCGCGUGGUGGAGGAGUCCUGGAACGCUUACCCCUACACCAGAACCAGGUUCACCUGCCCUUUUGUGGAGAAAUUCUCCAUUGACAUCGAGACCUUUUAUAAAACCGAUGCUGGAGAAAACCCGAACGUGUUCAGUCUCUCUCCUAUGGAAAAAAACCAACUGACAAUCGACUUCAUCGACAUCGUCAAGGACCCCGUACCCCCAAACGAGUACAAGACGGAGGAGGACCCCAAGCUGUUCCAGUCGGCCAAGACGCAGCGGGGGCCUCUGUCUGACAACUGGAUUGAGGAGUACAAGAAGCAGGUGUUCCCCCUCAUGUGUGCCUACAAGCUCUGCAAGGUGGAGUUCCGCUACUGGGGUAUGCAGUCCAAGAUUGAGAGGUUCAUCCACGACACUGGCCUGCGGAGGGUGAUGCUGCGGGCCCACCGGCAGGCCUGGUGCUGGCAGGACGAGUGGUUCGGGCUGAGCAUGGAGAACAUACGGGAGCUGGAGAAGGAGGCGCAGCUCAUGCUGUCCCGCAAGAUGGCCCAGUUCACGGAGGACAGCCAGGAGGCUGUGGAGCUUGCCAAGGACCCAGCCACCCAGGACCAGGCCUCCUGGGAGAGCCCCCAGCCCAGCGGCAGCAACGGGGAGGCCCUAGUAGGGCGGGGCCUGAAGAAGCAGUGGUCCACGUCCUCCAAGUCCUCACGGUCGUCCAAGCGGGGAGCAAGUCCUUCUCACCACAGCAUCUCGGAGUGGAGGAUGCAGAGCAUCGCCAGGGACUCCGAUGAGAGCUCAGACGACGAGUUCUUUGAUGCCCAUGAGGACCUGUCUGACUCCGAGGAAAUGUUCCCCAAGGACAUCACCAAGUGGAGUUCCAAUGACCUCAUGGACAAAAUCGAGAGCCCCGAGCCGGAGGACAGCCAGGCUGGCCUCUACCGCCAGAGUGGCCCUGAGUUCAGGGUGGCCUCCAGCGUGGAACAACUGAACAUCAUUGAGGAUGAGAUCAGCCAGCCGCUGGCCACACUGCCCUCCAAGAUCCACGUGCUGCUGCUGGUGCUGCAUGGGGGCACCAUCCUGGACACGGGCACCAGCGACCCCAGCUCCAAACAGGGAGACACCAACACCAUCGCCAAUGUGUUCGACACAGUCAUGCGUGUGCACUACCCCAGCGCCCUGGGCCACCUGGCCAUCCGCCUGGUGCCCUGUCCGCCUGUCUGCUCCGACGCCUUCGCCCUCGUCUCCAAUCUCAGCCCCUACAGCCACGAUGAGAGCUGUCUCUCCAGCAGCCAGGACCACAUCCCCCUGGCUGCCCUGCCUCUGUUGGCCACCUCCUCACCCCAGUACCAGGAGGCGGUGGCCACGGUGAUCCAGCGGGCCAACCUGGCCUACAGGGACUUCAUCAAGUCCCAGGAAGGUGUGACCUUCAAUGGGCAGGUCUGCCUGAUUGGGGACUGUGUGGGGGGCGUCCUGGCAUUCGAUGCCUUAUGCUACAGCAGUCAGCCCGUGUCUGAGAGCCAGAGCAGUAGCCGCCGGGGCAGUGUGGCCAGCGUGCAGGAUGCGGACCUGCUGUCCCCGGGCAUCCUGGUGAGCACAGCACCCUGCCCCAGCGGCAGCUCCAGCCUGGAGAGCAGCCGGCACCUGAGUCGUAGCAACGUUGACAUCCCACGCAGCAACGGCGCUGAGGACUCCAGGAAGCAGCUGCCCCGCAAGCGGAGUGACUCCUCCACCUAUGAGCUGGACACCAUCCAGCAACACCAGGCCUUCCUGUCCAGCCUCCACGCCAGCGUGCUGAGGAGCGAGCCCAGUGCCCGCCGCUCGAGCAGCUCCACUGUCCUGGACAGCUCGGGGAUGCUGGGCAAGUUUGACUUUGAGGUUGCUGACCUCUUCCUGUUCGGAUGCCCGCUGGGGCUGGUUCUGGCCUUGAGGAAGACAGUCAUCCCUGCCCUGGAUGUUUUCCAGCUGCGGCCAGCCUGCCAGCAAGUCUACAACCUCUUUCACCCAGCAGACCCCUCAGCCUCCCGCCUGGAGCCGCUACUGGAGCGCCGGUUCCAUGCCCUGCCGCCCCUUAGCAUCCCCCGCUACCAGCGCUACCCACUGGGGGACGGUUGCUCCACACUUCUGGUCGAAACCGUGCAGAGAAACCCCGAGCUGGUCCUGGAGGGCGGCCCCCUGGCCCCUCUCCCCCACGGGGAUGGCUUCCUGGAAACCAGUAUCCCCGUUCCCGCGCUCACCGGGCAAGACGGGCCACGCCAGAGCCCGGGCUGUGCUGAGUCCGAAGCCCUCCAGGCCCACAACACAGUCUUCCAAGAGCACGUGGCCCCCUCCUCACCCACCACAGCCCCCGCAGGUCGUGGCUUCCGGCGGGCCAGUGAGAUCAGCAUCGCCAGCCAGGUUUCAGGCAUGGCCGAGAGCUACACAGCAUCCAGCAUCGCUCAAAAGGCCCCUGUGUCGCUCAGCCACACCCCAAGCGUCAGGCGCCUGUCCCUGCUUGCCCUGCCCUCCCAACCCCCAAACACCCCCAGGCCCCACCCUCGGGCCAGGCAGGCCAGCCCCAGCCCGGAGAAGCCCCCCCACCUCCCUGACGGGAACAUCGAAGAAGUCGCUGCCAAGUGGUGGGGCCAGAAGCGGAUCGACUACGCCCUAUACUGCCCCGAUGCCCUCACAGCCUUCCCCACCGUGGCCCUGCCCCACCUCUUCCACGCCAGCUACUGGGAGUCAACGGAUGUGGUCUCCUUCCUGCUGAGACAGGUCAUGAGGCAUGACAGUCCCAGUGUCUUGGAGCUGGACGGCAAAGAGGUGUCAGUCUUCACGCCCUCAAAGCCCAGAGAGAAGUGGCAGCGCAAGAGAACCCACGUGAAGCUGCGGAACGUGGCAGCCAACCACCGGAUCAAUGAUGCCAUCGCCAAUGAGGACGGCCCCCAGGUGGUGACAGGCCGGUUCAUGUAUGGGCCCCUGGAUAUGGUGACCCUGACUGGGGAGAAGGUGGAUGUGCACAUCAUGACGCAACCGCCCUCGGGUGAGUGGCUGUACCUGGACACACUGGUGACCAAUAGCAGCGGACGUGUCUCCUACACCAUCCCUGAGACACACCGCCUGGGCGUGGGCGUCUACCCCAUCAAGAUGGUGGUCAGGGGGGACCACACCUUUGCCGACAGCUACAUCACUGUGUUGCCCAAGGGCACAGAGUUCGUGGUCUUCAGCAUUGAUGGUUCCUUUGCUGCCAGCGUGUCCAUCAUGGGCAGUGACCCCAAAGUGCGGGCCGGGGCCGUGGAUGUGGUACGGCACUGGCAGGACCUGGGCUACCUCAUCAUCUAUGUGACGGGCCGACCCGACAUGCAGAAGCAGCGGGUGGUGGCAUGGCUGGCCCAGCACAACUUCCCCCAUGGCGUGGUGUCCUUCUGCGACGGCCUGGUGCACGAUCCGCUGCGGCACAAAGCCAACUUCCUGAAGCUGCUCAUCUCUGAGCUGCACCUGCGUGUGCACGCGGCCUAUGGCUCCACCAAGGACGUGGCGGUCUACAGCUCCAUCAGCCUGUCACCCAUGCAGAUAUACAUCGUGGGCCGGCCCACCAAGAAGCUGCAGCAGCAGUGCCAGUUCAUCACGGACGGCUAUGCAGCCCACCUGGCCCAGCUCAAGUACAACCACCGGGCACGGCCAGCCCGCAACACAGCCACCAGGGUGGCACUGCGCAAGGGCAGCUUUGGCUUGCCCGGCCAAGGUGACUUCCUGCGCUCCCGGAACCACUUGUUGCGUACUAUCUCGGCCCAGCCUGGUGGGGCCAGCCACCGACACGAGCGGACGCAGAGCCAGGUGGACAGCGAGCAGCGGGGCCAGCGCAGCAUGAGCAUGGCAGCCAGCUGCUGGGGCCGCACCAUGGCCGGCCGGCUCGAGCCAGGGACAACCGCGGGCCCCAAGUAGAGCUCGUCCGUGAGGCGCUGCGGCUCCCACGGU
This is a messenger RNA of Ochotona princeps (American pika), 4923 nucleotides long. It is a transcript of the gene PITPNM2, whose product is annotated as phosphatidylinositol transfer protein membrane associated 2. Lineage: Eukaryota; Metazoa; Chordata; Mammalia; Lagomorpha; Ochotonidae. The transcript has 27 exons. Gene Ontology annotation, biological process: phospholipid transport. The record is from RefSeq and is a predicted model, not a curated record. Bases 745 to 4890 code for a protein of 1381 amino acids. Gene Ontology annotation, cellular component: cytoplasm. Gene Ontology annotation, molecular function: phosphatidylcholine intramembrane carrier activity; metal ion binding; phosphatidylcholine binding.